Trichomycterus rosablanca is the source of this 1030-nucleotide messenger RNA. RefSeq lists its product as uncharacterized. The coding region runs from base 1 to 969 and encodes 322 amino acids. The transcript is spliced from 3 exons. NCBI's taxonomy places the organism in Eukaryota, Metazoa, Chordata, Actinopteri, Siluriformes, Trichomycteridae. The record is from RefSeq and is a predicted model, not a curated record.
AUGGUCACAUCACAGAGUGCAGCCAAAGCAGCCAAACUGUCAUCUGUUCUUAUUCUUCUUGACCUUUCUGCAGCCUUCGACACAGUGAAUCACGGCAUUCUCCUGACCACUCUCUCCAACCUUGGAGUAACAGGUUCAGCAUGGCAAUGGAUGGCCUCCUACCUGGAAGGGCGCUCCUACCAAGUGUCAUCUCGCAUCUCAGCAUGUCUGCGAGAUAUCUCACAAUGGAUGUCAGCUCAUCAUCUAAAACUUAAUCCCAGCAAGACAGAGAUGUUGCUCAUUCCUGGAGAUCUGUCUCCAACCCAGGACCUAGUCAUUUCUCUGGAUGACUUCCUGAUUAGACCAUCUGAUAAGGUAAGAAGUCUUGGUGUUGUCCUGGAUAACCAGCUGACCUUCUCUCCUUAUAUAGCCAACAUGACGAGAUCGUGCCGGUUCCUCCUGUACAACAUCAGGAAGAUUCGGCCAUUUCUCUCCAGAGAAGCUACCCAGAUUCUGGUGCAAUCACUUGUAAUCUCUCGGUUGGACUACUGCAACUCCCUCCUGGCAGGAGCUCCCAUGGCCACUAUUAAACCCUUACAGCUCAUUCAAAAUGCAGCUGCCCGUCUGGUCUUUAACCAACCUAAACACUGCCACAUCACCCCACUGCUGCGUUCUCUUCACUGGCUUCCUGUAGCUGCACGCAUUCAGUUUAAAACACUGACGCUCGCCUACAAAGCCAAAAAUGGACCAGCCCCAAGCUACCUUCGGGGUCUAAUCAAACCCCGCUCUGUACCACGCAACCUCCGAGCCUCUAGUCUAGCUCGACUUGAGCCUCCAUCCAGGACUAAAGGAAGACAAGCAUCAAGGCUGUUCUCUGUUCUAGCGCCCAAAUGGUGGAACGAACUUCCUCUGUCUGUCCGAACAGCUGAGUCUCUUGCUGUCUUUAAAAAACGAUUAAAAACACACCUUUUUACUAAACACUUAGGCUGAUUUGUACUUAUUUACUAACACUUUAUUCCAAUCUUUUCCAUUUAAAAAAAAAAAAAAAAAA